Messenger RNA from Drosophila mojavensis, 3064 nucleotides. RefSeq lists its product as uncharacterized. The coding region runs from base 239 to 2575 and encodes 778 amino acids. The record is from RefSeq and is a predicted model, not a curated record. NCBI's taxonomy places the organism in Eukaryota, Metazoa, Arthropoda, Insecta, Diptera, Drosophilidae. The transcript has 13 exons.
GCGAUUUGCACAGACCUAGCUCGACUCGGAGUUGGGGAAAAAAAAUUGAAAAGUUGAAAAAAGUGAUUUGAUUUGAUUUAAUUAAAAAUUGAGCUUUUUAAGUGAGUGCAAAUACAUUUGAUUGCCAAUCGGAGCAGAUUUCGCACCUGAAAAGUUGCGUUCACAGUCUGGCUGCAUACCCUGCCCUAGAUCAGCUUGAAGGAGCCGCGCACGGACCGUGGGAGCUAUCCUCCACAAAAUGCCCGGAGUUGUCUUCCUAAUCGUCGUGCCGACAGCGAACUUUGAGCGCGAGCUGAUUUACGGCACUUCAAAUAAUGUUUUAACUGAGCCGGCGGGCGGUGUGGCUGGCUCUGGCCCUGGUCCUGGCCCUGGCCAUGGCCGCCAUCCCAUGGCCAGUGGUAAUAAUAAUCUGAACAUCAAUCUUCCGGAAAAUAACAACGCAAUACUCCGACUCGAAGUUGAGUUACGUGACAAGAAUGUGCCCAAGUAUCGACGCGGCGGCGGCGUGGGCGGCAUGGCCGGCGCUGGGCGUGGCGCCAGUCCAGGACGUGGCGGGGCAGCAGCUGCUAAGAGGGUCGCACCAGGUGGGCCAGGUGGGUCAGGUGGUGGCGCUGCGAGUGGUACGCCCGCUGUGCCACUGGACAGACGUAAUUUAGUGGUGCCGCUCGAAAAGGUACUCGAGGAGCUGCUGGCGAAGCUCGAAAUUGAGCACGUCACUUGGACGACGAGCAAAAAAGGCUAUUUCCAUCACGUCGUUUUCCCGCUGCAGGCCGGCGAUGCCUGCGAGACGACGCUCCACUGUCUAACGGAGCUGGGCAUUGGCACCAAAUUGAAUUCCAGUGUCAGCGUCCUGCCGUGCAGCGUUAGCUACGAUGCCAUCACAGAUGCCUCCAACCUGCGCGAUGAUUACAGCGAUGAUGCCGAGGAUACUUCCAAGUGGAACAACUUUGUGGAAUCGAUAAAGUCCAAGCUGACCGUGAAACAGGUCGUGGAUGGCGUGCGAGCUGGUGGCUCCCUCUCCUUUGACUACUUGCUGCUAAUUGUAACCGCCGACUCUUUGGCCGCCCUGGGUCUGGUCGAGAAUAAUUCACCGAAUAUUGUUGCGGCCAUGUUGGUAUCCCCGCUUAUGGGUCCCGUUAUGUCAAUUACAUUUGGCGCAAUUAUCUCGGAUAGAGAGCUAAUGCGCGUUGGCUUUAUUAGUUUAAGCCUGGGCAUGUUCAUCUCAUGUGUUUUUGGCUUCUGCUUCGGCCUGAUUCUGGGCACCACCGAAAUGCCUUGGGGCCAGAAUAUGGAUUGGCCCACCGAGGAGAUGCGUGGCAGGGGCAAUGUGCGCGCUUUGUGGAUGGGCGUGCUCUGGGCUCUAACAUCUGGCACUGGGGUGGCCGUCGCCCUGCUCCAGGGCUCUGCGGGGCCGCUGAUUGGCGUUGCCAUAUCAGCCUCAUUGCUGCCGCCCGUUGUUAACUGCGGUCUAUUCUGGUCGCAGGCCUGCAUCUGGCUCAUCUAUCCGGAGAAGCGCAUACCGCACUUGAAAAACGAGCCCAUGAACAGCACCAGCGCGUAUCCGUUCCUCUAUACGGACUACCUGCCCACCGAGUUCCUCAUCAAUGGCAUUGUGUCCGCUUGUUUGACGAUAGUGAAUGUGAUUUGCAUAUUUAUAACGGCCAUAAUAGUGCUGAAAAUCAAGGAAGUAUCGGCGCCAUACACGGCCAGCCCGGACCUGAAGCGCUUUUGGGAAACAGAUCUGCGGACCGUGCGCAGGACGAACCGCUCAACGAUGCGCCAUCGACAGGGCACGCUGCGGGGCGCUGGCGGAGGCGCUGACAAGCUUAUGGGCGGCACCUAUCAGGGUCUGGACGAGGCACGUAGUGCCAAAAUGGACUCAGCCCUGGAGCGAGCUCUGGCACAGGCCGAAAGCGAUGCCACCUUCAAGAAAGUGAAACGGAUGAGCUACUCGAGCAAUGCGGCGGGUGAACUAACUGAACGCUUGGCCAAGAUAGCCGGUCUAAAUAAACGGCAUGUGGACGAUUCGCUGCACACGAACCCAAGCAGCUUGGCUGGCAGUCGCAUGAACUCCAUACGGAACUCGCAGCUGAAGGUGGAUCUGAAGGUGCUGGACAAGCUGGUGACCAAUCUACUGCAGCAGCAUGCGGCUGGCGCUGGUCGUGAUACCACCUCCAGUGGAAACUUGGAGGCGGGCAGCAGCACGCCGCCCGCUCAGCGUUCGCCUUCCAAGAAGCUCAACCGCUGGCGGCCCCUGUCGCGGUCGGUGCACAGCUUCAAGCGCGGCGACAGCCGAGACUAUGGCGGCGGAAACUUCACCCAGCUGCAGGAGCGCAGCGAGGCACAGGCGCCGCUGGCCCACAACAUGCCCACGAUUAUGGAAAGCAGCGCUGGCAGCCCAACGCCCACGUCCACGCCCAACAACAAUGCCCAGCCGCAGGCUCAGAGCCCAUGGACGGCCUCGCUGGAGCGCACGCCGGGAGCCGUUCGCAAUAUGCUGCACAACAUCAACCAGGCGCGCAGCAGCGGCGUCCAGGAGGAUCAGCUCAAUCUGACACAGAACUAUGUGGACUAACCGGGAAGAUUCAGAUGAAUAUACGGUCGAGUCUCGAUAAUUAAUAACCCGUUAAAUCGAAAAUUUCGAUAAAUCGGAAAACUACAAAACAAAACUACUUGAAAAAAAUUCGUUCUCGAUCAUUCCCGAUAAUUUGAAUUUCUGUGUAAAUAAAAAAAUAAAUAAAAUAAAAUAAAAAUAUAUCCCCUUGCUAUUUAGAAUUAUCGGGAUUCGAGAGAGAAUUAGAGAGAAUUUCGUUUAAAUCGUUUUCAUUUUUUUCGAGUUUUCAAUUCCCAUUUUUGUUGAGCUGGAUUAAGUUAAUUGUCUUUUAAGUAUGUGAGGAGCGAGCAGCGCCCAUCACAUCAACAGCGUGCGUGUAAAUGUGAGCAUGUGUAUGUGAAAGGGAAGACAUUUACUGAAUUUUUUAGGCAAUUCCUCAUAUUUCAGUUCAUUGUAAAUCUAUAGAGUGAAGACGUAAUUCUUUAUACUUAAAUUCUUGAAAAUUGUUGU